AUGCGUGCAGCGAGUGCUCCUGCAGAGGAUAGCCUCGUGAUGGGCCUGAUCGAGGACCUCAACGGCCAUCUGCAAGAAGCGGUCCACCAGCUCUCCGCGGAGCUGACAACUGCCAGAAACGUGAUCAAUACCCAACAGGGCCUCAUUACUACUCUCAACGCUAGGCUAGAGAGCCUUGAAACCUACGUGAACGCGCUACAAAGCCGUCAAAUCCUACCACUCGACCCCUUCGCUGCAACGCGUGAGGUUGCCGCGCACGGGCCACCGCCAAGAGCUGCUUCCACGGGAGGUUUAGCGUCCACCCCAAUACAGCUAGAUGCCGCGCCUGAGAGCCGCGCGAUAAACUCAACCGCACCUCAGCCGCAGCCGCGAUAUCAGAAUCCAACAAAGGUUACGAAACAAGCCGUACAGCCACCUGAGGGCCCCAAAAAAGUACCUGUAACCGCCGCGAAGACCACUAAACAGCCCGAAACUACCGCUAAGCCACUGACCAAGCCCGCACCUACGAAAUGGGCCGCUAUUGCCGCAAAUAAUACCCAAUCUGGAGGAUGGAAAACCGUCCAGUAUAAGAAACAGGCCUCAGCACCCUCUAAGGCUCUAUCGAUAACUGACUUGAAGCCUGUGAGUACCCGGAGCAAGGAGGAAAGACGCCUCAUCUUCAGACGACGAUAUCCUAAAGAUGCUCCGACCGCAUUGAAAGCUGAUGUUCUCUUGGCCCUUAACCGUGCCCUUGCAAAGGCAGGUUUUCCUGACUUUGUAAGAGCAGUCGAUUCUGGAUACGCGGCCUCAGGGGCCUUAACAGUGCUCCUAGAGCGAGGCACUCGCAGCAGCACCCUCGUGCCCGUCUACAACGAUACUCUACUAGCCGCUGUAAGGCAAACAGAUCCAGCAGUUAUUUCCGUGGAGAUUAGCGAACAGUGGCACCGUGUUAAGGUACAGGCAGUGCCUGUGGACCGCUACAUGUAUAAUGACCAAGGCCUAGCACUAGCCCAAGAAGAGAUUGAGCUGGGAACACCAUAUAGGCUUAAACGAGAGCCAACGUGGCUCAAAAGAGCCAAGACUAUACAGGCUAGCAACCAGAGAUUUGCCACGAUUGUGAUCACAGUAGGUUCUUUGGAGGAAGCUCGAACACUGAUCAAUAAAGGCAUCAAGUUUGGAGGCCGACACCAUCGAGUAGCACCUUAUUGGGAGUCAAAUCCUGAGAGUAUCUGCCCUCGAUGCUGCGGAAUUGGCCACUCUGGCUUCAUGGCUUGUGGUGGCAGGUCUCCUAAAUGCGCGAUCUGCGCAGGUGAUCAUGAGGCAAUAGAGCACUCAUGUAUAGUAGUGGAUUGUGCACACGAGGCUACAUCUCCUAAGUGCCCUAAAGCUAGGGAGGCUCGUCAAAGGGCUAUCCGGAGAAUGAGGGAACAAUCCUUACAAGACCUCAUCCCAUUAGAUGAGACAUUCGCGGUAGUGCCUCCAAAACCAGUACUGACCACAGAGGAGAGACCUGGACAGUCUCUAGAGGAGGAGACGUCAACUCCAGAAGAAGAUGAAUUGCUGCCUGAGAUGCAAUUAGAGGCUGAUAUUCACGAGGGAAAUAGCCAACAACCACUAGAGCCAGAGCUCAAGUCAGCUACUGAAGCGCCUCAAAGUGAGAAUCUAUGA
Messenger RNA from Talaromyces stipitatus ATCC 10500, 1647 nucleotides. RefSeq lists its product as uncharacterized. Bases 1 to 1647 code for a protein of 548 amino acids. The transcript has 2 exons. The record is from RefSeq and is a predicted model, not a curated record. NCBI's taxonomy places the organism in Eukaryota, Fungi, Ascomycota, Eurotiomycetes, Eurotiales, Trichocomaceae.